AUGGACAAGCAAUUGACGCUUCCAUCUCUCGCGAUACCAAUGCAUGUUGGAGAUCUCAAAAGAAACCGCUCACUUCGAAUAAGUUCUCCAAGGAGAGAAAAGGACAAAGAGAAGCUCGAGAGAAGGCCUUCUGAUGAGAGCGCCAAGCUGAGCCGCAGCGCUAGCUUGAUCAGGAGAACGAAACAUCUCUCACUGAGGAUGCGCCGACACGGUGACAAGGUCGGUGACGACGAAGCUGUCGACGAAAGUGAUUGCAAAAUACAAUAG
Molecule: messenger RNA, 267 nt
Organism: Ostertagia ostertagi
Lineage: Eukaryota; Metazoa; Nematoda; Chromadorea; Rhabditida; Trichostrongylidae
Source: the annotation of a GenBank genome assembly